CGCGCACGCUAGUGCACGCGCGUCACAUGAAGGGGAUGCAUACGCGCGGUGGCGGGGACUGAAGAUGGCGGAUAGUGAUGUUGAACCAGAGCCCGACUGGAGUAAUCGGCCUUCCAACACUGCCGAGGACACUCUCGUCGCCAUGGAAUGCUUGCUCACCACCUUGAGAGCGCUUGAAGCAACGCUCAGGCAACAAGACAUUUCGGAAAUAUCAUCCACCGAAUAUUGCGACAACUUCUGCCAGGCACUGAUGGACUACGCUGGGAGCAGGAAUUCUGUGGAACAUGGUCUUCCUCUCCUGGAGGUCUACUGCCUGGCCAUCAACUGCUUUGCUGCUGCAAGGCCACAUCUCACUGCAGACUCUGACACUGUUGCCCUGGUGUUGAAGAGACUAGCACUGAGCUGUUUUGAACUGUUGCUAUCUGUGCCUGAAAACGAAAUCCCUUAUGAGGCCUGGGUUCAAUUUCACCGCUCUGUUCAGGUGGCACAUGAUGCCUUGUUGGAGUAUGGGAGCAUAGAUCUACAAGCCCUCCUCCAAAUCACAGGGGAGGGUGGAGCGUGGAGUAACCCUGUCCUAAGCGCCCUUCUCACCGGUCAUCCCACAACCGCAGAGGAAGUUGACGCGUACAUCUCCUUGGAGGGGGAGGGCUUCAUGGAGAUGCGGGUUAAACACCUGGAGAAAGUGGGGGAGGUGGCGAAGGCUGUGGUACUGGCUAAGGCCUGUGCUGAAUGCCAUCUUGUCUCCAACCAAACCACCUUCCGCCAGACCUAUGUCUCUCUCCUCUGCCAACUGCUGCCGGGCGAGGAGGCCAUCAUGGAGAUAUCCAGACUGGACUGUAAGGAUGUGCUGGAUAUUACAUGCAAUUUGGAGACUGAGGGGGAGGAUAAUACAGCCUUCAUCCUGUGUACUACCUUCCUAACUCAACAGCUGCAGCAGCAGAGCCUGUACUGCUCCUGGGAGCUCACACUGUUGUGGAGUAAGCUGCAGAGAAGGAUCGACCCAUCUUUGGAGUCACUGCUGGAGCGUUGCCUGCAGCUAGGUGCCAUUGCUAAGACUGUCUACCAUCUGCUCUUCCUUGUGCGUGUCAUCCGGACAGAGGCAGAGGAGCUGGGUCUGGCUUCAUCUGUGGAGUUAUGUGUUAAAGCACUACAGCUCCCAAAGCAAGAGGACACAGAAACAAGGAUAUCUGUGUGCAAAACUGUAUCCUGCCUCCUACCAGACGAUCUUGAGGUGUUGCGGGCCUGCCAGCUGACAGAGUUUCUCUUAGGCCUCUCUCAUGUGGCCUUCAGCACCCUUCAAGAGCUCUAUCUGCGGCCCGAUCAGAAGUAUGACCAGGAAAAUGCCAUUAUCCCCAACUCGCUGCGGUGUGAACUGCUCCUGGCACUUAAAGCCCACUGGCCUUUCGACCCUGAAUUCUGGGACUGGAAGACACUCAAGCAUCAGUGCAUCAUGCUGCUGGGGCUUGAACCUGAGCCGGAGGAGGAAGAAGAGAAAGGGAGGGGGCAGGAGGAGGUUAGUCUUGAGCAGGAUGUAAAGGAGGAGGUGGAGAGGGGAUUUGUUGAUAAGCCAAAAGAAUACGUAAAUGGGACAAGUGGAAGCAUUGAUGGUCAUGAGAAAGAUGAAGAAAAUGACUGGGACAGUAAACUACCUUCAAAGCCAGAUGCUGAGGGUACCUCAGAGCAGGGUUCACUGCAGAAGAAAUACAAGUUCUUCUGCAAGAUUUGUAAGAAAUCUGUUACUGAGACUCGAAUCCUUCUUCACUCUAAGAGGCAUGAAGAAAACGGUGUUUCCACCUGCCCUGUCUGCCUGAAGAAGUUUAAGAGCAGAAAGGAUUUUAUCCCACACACCAAACUACACCUUCAGAUGCCAUCCAGAAGCACUCGACAGAAGAAAAAGGACAAAAAGAGGGUUGAUUUGGAUAAGGAAAUGGAGGAGGAUGACUUGGAUGACUUGGAGCCUGGUGAGAUUGCCCUUGACCCAUCCUUAAUGCUGUACUACCAGUCCACACAUGAUCCUGAUGUUCUGGAGCACAUUCUAGAACAAGCUUCAUCUGCACCCAGGAAGCCUGGUCAUGAGGAUAACAUCACAAUUGAAUACAUUAACGUUCAUUUUGAAUUGCAGAAUCGUGACAUAUACACAUGCCCUGCUACUCACUGUACAAAGACUUUUAAGCAUUCCAAGUACCUGGGUGUGCACCUUAAAUCAGAAGACCAUGUUAGCGACGAGAACGUGAAACAUUAUUGUGAAAUGAGAGACCGUAGGGAAAAGUGCACUUACUGUCGGCGCCACUUCAUGUCUGCCUAUCACCACCGCAGGCAUCGGCGUGUGCACUACGGUGACCUGCCUUACAUGUGUAUGGUCACAGAUUGUGGUGCUCGUUUCAGCACCUCCAAUGAGCUUGUCACACAUAAGCAGAGCCAUGGCUUUCAACUUAGCUACCAGUGUGAGCUCAAAGGUUGUAGUCUUUCUUUCUGUGACUUGGGGCAGGUAUACCACCAUGAAGCACAGCACUUUCGUGAUGCAGCAUAUAGCUGCACUAGCUUUGAUUGCAAGAAGUUCUACUUUUCUAAAAAGGAAUUUAGCCGGCAUUUAGCCACACACGGCAUUACCUUCUCUGAGGAAGACUUUGAGGCACAGAGGAAGGCCAAAAUAAAACAUCUUGACUCCAUAACAGAGGAGAUAGCCAGCCCCAAAAAGUCGUGUGACAUAAAGACUGUACUGGAGGAGGUAGUCAACGGGGAAAACAAUGUUACUUUCUCUACAUGCAGUGCCUCCUCCUCACAGAGUUGCAAGGAGCCCAAGGGCACAAUGGCAUCUGUUGCUGUGUGCUUUGAUGGAAAAAAGUUCACUUGUGGUUUCGAGAGGUGUGGAUUGACCUUCUCCAAAGCUAGAGAUGUCCACCAACACCUAAGGUGUGUUCAUCCAGAACAUUUCAAGUCUGAGAAUAAGGAACGCAAAAAUCUUGUCAAAGAGAAGGGCUUGAAAUCGAAAGGUCUAAAGAUAAAAACAGAGAAGAACAACGAUGACAAGAACAAACAUGAACUUGCAACUUGUCUGCUAAUGAAGGGGUCAAGCCAGGAAAAUGCUUGUCCUAUUAAGAACACAGCAACAUCUCCCUCAAGCCUGGACAAUGACCCUUUGAGAGAGAUUUUGAUUGGGCUUAGCCAGCUUAGUCUGACACUCUCCAGCUCUACAAAUGGAUUUUGUGAGCCCUUCCAUCCAAUCUCAGGAUCCACAUCAAAGAUAUCCUGCCAUCAGGGUCUUGGUACCAGGUCCCCAGUUGUGUUUUUGCAAAAGAGAGCGCAACCCGCUGUUGGCAAGAGGGUGAAACUGACAUCAAACACGGAACCAUCAGUAGCCCACAGUCUACCCACAGAGCAACACUUAGAUUCAGACCAGGUCAGCCCCUUUGUUUUGCAAGCCUCUACUAAACCAUACUUCUGUGAGCUUAAUGAUUGCAACUUUAGAAGUGUGACCAGCACAACCCUAAUGCGCCACUACAUGAACAAGCAUAAUUUCGCAGAAAAGAAGGCGAAAGGAAUGAAGAUCCUCAAAUCACUGACAUUUAAGCCAUUUAAGUGUCACCUCUGCUUCAAAUGCCAUAGAGAGAAGACAGACUUGAGGGUUCAUUAUCUUCAGACGCAUAGACUUAGCGAGGCAGUUGUGGAACAAAUGAGCUGUUGGUCUAAAAAGCGGGUUGAGGGUAAACCCCCAGAACCCACCAAGCCAACAGUCUCCAUAACACAACCCCCAGAACCCACCAAGCCAACCGUCUCCAUAAAACAACCCCCAGAACCCACCAAGCCAACAGUCUCCUUUACACAGCCCCCAGAUGACACCGAGCAAACAUCCUCCUUUACACAAAAAUCUCAGACCCCCACCUGGCAACACCCCUCCUGGCAGCAGAAGUACCAAAAAAAGAAAAUAAUGCGACAAAAUAUUGUACAAUUUGAUAAAUCUGGAGACAAGCGUAAGAAAUGCAGUCAUGCUCCAUCUGUGCAGGAUCACUUCGAAGAGGAGGAAAGUGAAGACCGAGGUAUGCGAAGAGGCAAAGGCGACAUUUAUAUGUGCAAGCACAAGGACUGUGGGGUUAUUUUCUCCCACGCCUCCAGUCUUUAUCGCCACCAGAAGAAGUUACAUUCGCAGGUGAUGGGACAUCCUUCCGUGCUUUCAGAAGACCCAGCUUUACAGAAGUUUAGGUGCAGCUAUGCCAACUGUAAUGCUUCUUACCUCCUGAACAGUAGCUUGGUGCGACACACAGAGAGUGAGCAUCCUAACCAGGCGACCAGUAGCUUGGUGCGACACACAGAGAGUGAGCAUCCUAACCAGGCGACCAGUAGCUUGGUGCGACACACAGAGAGUGAGCAUCCUAACCAGGCGACCAGUAGCUUGGUGCGACACACAGAGAGUGAGCAUCCUAACCAGGCGACCAGUAGCUUGGUGCGACACACAGAGAGUGAGCAUCCUAACCAGGCGACCAGUAGUCUAAAACGUCACAGAAAAAGUGAUCAUCCUUACCAGGCGACCAGUAGUCUAAAACGUCACAGAAAAAGUGAGCAUCCUUACCAGGCGACCUUGUGCUGCAAGUAUGACGGCUGUACAAAAGUGUUCACCCAAAGCAGUAGUCUGGAAAAACAUGUACUCUCUAGCCACCUCAAUUAUUAUGAUUCACUCGUAUUACGUCUCCAGAAUACUCACAAGGACACGUCAGCCACUGGAUGCCAAAAGAAGCUGAUCAUCACAUCUACGCCACAGAAAGAUGAAACCAAGCUACCCCUCAGGCAAUCUCUAAGACACUGCCCAAAGUCUCCUGAAGAUGUUAAGGCUGAAGAAACUAGUGAAGAGCAAGAUGAAGAUGACGUUGAAAAUGUGUCAACUGAAAAGAAAUCCAGAAGGUUUGAAGAUAUGGUAUUCCGUUCCCAUGAGGAGGCCUUGCAGAUGUGCCAAGAUCGUUGUCAACGUGAAGCCUUCCCGUGCAUGGUGCAAGGUUGUGAUUCUGUAGUCAAACUUAUACGUAGUAUGCGCCGUCACUAUUUAAAAUGCCACAAAUUAACCAAUCAUGCUUUUGAAUUGAAUGAGGAUAAGCUUGUGUUUAGUGCAGAGAAACUGGACGAGCUGAUUCAGAGGAAUACUGUAUUAUCUGCUUGCCCUGAUAUGACGAGGGCACCUAACGGAGUUCUGAAGAUGGAGUAUCAAGCAGAGCCAGAUAACCCUGGUGGUCCAUCUGUCCCUAUGAGUCUGCACUCCAUCGAAGCAGACACACUUGAUGAGCAUGACCCACUGGGGUUCAAAGAGGAGCCACCUGCUGAGAGGAAUGUUUUGGUGGGUGCCGAUGACUUGCUUUAUGGAGAACCUAGUGGGCACACUGAAGAGCCUGUUACUCAAAACAGCCAAGAGGAGAGGCCAAGGCGAAAAUCCUCAAACCCGCCUGCUCUUGAUCUCUCUCCACCAUCCUCCCUCCGAUUCAGUGUUGAUGAGGGCUUCAUGGACAGUUCAGGCAAAGAUGGUGGCAAACCAACAAUUUCUGUGCCAUUGCCCUCCCCUCAAGCCCGCCAGCCACUUAAACGUAAGAACGAACUCUCUGAGCUCCUUCCCAUCCCAAAGGACUCCCAGCCUCACAGCCCUCCCCUUCGCUCAUUUGACCUGGCUGCUUAUAAACCUAUGGGAUUCGAGUCAUCUUUCCUGAAGUUCAUACAGGAGAGCACUAAGGAUGAUGUGAGGCCCCGGGCUUCUCACUGCAACAGCCACAGGCCUGAACCACCUGUGGUGUCUGCUCGGCGGCGGGAUUCCUACAGACGUAACUGUUCUGUAAAAGAGAACAGCCAGAUGGGCCUCUCUACUACCCGUAGCAGGCGGGCUCGAUCUUCCCCACUUCAGCCUCUUCCCAGGACAGGGGAAUACACAUCAGUCCAGAACUUGCGCCUCAUCUUGGACAAGGCUCUGACGGGUUGUGGUGACCUAGCCAUUAAGCAGCUGCAGUACCUCAGGCCCGUGGUAGUUCUUGAGAGGCCAAGGUUUUCCACCUCCUUGCUUGACCUCUUCCCCACAAAAACUAAUGAUAAGCUACUUCUCGACGGUUCGUAGAACUGAGUAUCUUUGUGUCCAAUAUAAAGACUAUCCCAGUGUUUUUUUUCUAAUGUAAUUACUACUCUGAUGUUAUCAGUAUCUUUUUAAGUUGCCAAACUGAUUAGCUCAAGUACCUUAAUUGACAUACAACAGAUACGUGUGUAAAAUGAUCCUUCCCCUGAUUUUUUAAAACUUCUUUAGAGUAUUUGUAUUACAUUUUUGUCAGGUGAUGAACGUUCUAAUGUGUGUAUAUAUAUAUGCGUCUUCUCACUACAAAAUGAAGUUUUAUAAAACAUUUUCAAAUAUUAUUUAGAACGGUGUAGCUCAUUGUACCAUUUCAAUGCUAUUAAUUUGUCUGAAAAAUAGCUUUCAUGGGACAGGAACAUCUCAUUUGCCCACUAAUAACUUGAGGAAAAAUGUUGUCCCCUCUGAAUAUUAAGACCCCUUUCUUUUUUUCAAUGCAGUGGGCAGAUGUGUAAUGCUUUAUAAGAAUAAUAAAUGUUUGAAUAGGCCCUUUCAAAAAUAUUAAAUUGCAUUGUCUAUCUUUA
Molecule: messenger RNA, 6615 nt
Organism: Oncorhynchus nerka (sockeye salmon)
Lineage: Eukaryota; Metazoa; Chordata; Actinopteri; Salmoniformes; Salmonidae
Gene: rlf
Product: RLF zinc finger
Exons: 8
Coding region: 65-6085 (2006 amino acids)
Biological process (GO): regulation of transcription by RNA polymerase II
Cellular component (GO): nucleus
Molecular function (GO): DNA binding; DNA-binding transcription factor activity, RNA polymerase II-specific
Source: RefSeq, a predicted model, not a curated record